CAGCAAUCCGAUUGCGUCGAAUACAGCUCCAGUUGCGCAAGGGGUCGUGAAGUUUGAAUUUUUUGAACAAAAUCAGAACGGCCUUGUUCAUCGAUGUUUGCGUUUGUUUGGCCGAAGACUUGACAUGCUUCUGCUUCAGUUAAUGCCUAUAUUCUAGGAGGCUGAUUGUGUCUGAAACAUAGAAAAUAUCUGUUUGAGUUUAGAUGGGAACCCAAUUUACCAGAUGGAUAAUGAAACAGCCCCAUCAACAUUUCUUGGCUGUCCGGUUGAAAACAACCUCAUCCCAGUAUGUAGCAUCAAGAGCCAGAGAUCCCACGUUUGAGAAACUAAUGGAUAAGUACAAGAACCUUCUCAAAGUCAUUGCUGUCCAAGAUCUCAUCCUAGCAAACCCCAUCAACCCUGCAUUAUCCCUUGAUUUUCUCUCCAGGCUCUCUCAAAAGCUCCAUCUCAACCGUGGUGCAGUCUCCUUCCUCCGCAAAUACCCUCACAUUUUCCACAUUUACCAUGAUCCCAUGAAGUCCCAGACCUUCUGCAGAUUAACUGACGCUGCUAUUCAAAUUUCUAAAGAAGAAGCAGAGGUCAUCAAUGCCUCGUUGCCGCUUGUUGUUGAUCGAUUGGUUCGACUUCUAUCAAUGUCUCGUUCCAGGAUGUUGCCACUCCGUGCCGUUUUGAAAGUUGGCAGGGAACUUGGGCUUCCUGAUGAUUUUGAGGAUUCUGUAAUAUCCAGAAACUCCCAUCUUUUUCAACUUUGUGAUGCUCAUGAGCCCAAUACUCACAACUUGAAACUGUUUGAUGUAAUUCCUGACAAGUUUACUGCAGCGGUUGAGAACUGGAGGGUAGAGGAAUAUUGCAAGGAGGGUUGCAAUGUUGAUAGGGCUGAAAUUCAGUUUAGUUUUAAACAUGGGUAUCCUCCAGGGAUGAGGUUAAGAAAGAAUUUUAGGGCCAAGGUUAAGGAAUGGCAGAGGUUGCCAUAUGUGGGACCAUAUGAUGAGGUGUCUGAGAAGAAGAGGUCAUCAAAGGCAGGAAUGAUGGCUGUGGAGAAACGGGCAGUUGCAACUGUUCAUGAAUUCUUGAAUUUGACAGUAGAGAAGAUGGUUGAAGUGGAAAAAAUCAGCCAUUUCAGGAAAUGGUUUGGCUUUGAUUUGAAUAUAAGGGAUUUGUUCUUGGAUCACCCCGGGAUAUUUUAUUUGUCGACCAAGGGAAAGAGACACACUGUUUUUCUGAGAGAAGCUUAUGAGAGGGGGUGUUUGAUUCACCCAAAUCCGGUUUAUCAUGCAAGGAGAAAGCUUCUGGAUCUUGUAGUUUUGGGACGUCAUGGCUUGUUAACUGAUGAGCUGAGGUCCAUUGCUAGUAACAAGGAGGCUGAGUCACUGGGACAGUACGAUGGAGAAACCUGUAUCUCUGAUUAAUUAGUACAUUUUUCCCUUCCUGUGAACCUGAUAAAGUUUAA
This is a messenger RNA of Prunus avium (sweet cherry), 1450 nucleotides long. The record is from RefSeq and is a predicted model, not a curated record. Lineage: Eukaryota; Viridiplantae; Streptophyta; Magnoliopsida; Rosales; Rosaceae.